Molecule: messenger RNA, 1554 nt
Organism: Naumovozyma dairenensis CBS 421
Lineage: Eukaryota; Fungi; Ascomycota; Saccharomycetes; Saccharomycetales; Saccharomycetaceae
Gene: PSY4
Product: Psy4p
Exons: 1
Coding region: 1-1554 (517 amino acids)
Biological process (GO): protein dephosphorylation
Cellular component (GO): protein phosphatase 4 complex; nucleus; cytoplasm
Molecular function (GO): protein phosphatase regulator activity
Source: RefSeq, a predicted model, not a curated record
AUGGAAAAUGAUUCAGAAUUAAAUUCGUCGAUACAUAAUAUGAUGGGUAUAAAAUCCCGCCGACUUUAUGAAUAUCUUAAUGACAUACUAAUCACAAAGAAAGUUAAAUUAAGUAAUAGUAGUAAUGAACCGAUACCAUUUGAUUUACUAAUCAAUGAUUUCAUACCACAUAUGAUAGAUGUAACACCGAAUGAAUCAUUCAUAAAUAGUAAUGAAGAAAAUAUUGAAUCGAUUCGUAGAUUGAAAGAAAUGGGUGAAAAUUUAAUUGAUAAAUUUUUCAAUAAUGAAAAAUUACCAUUCACGAUAAUGAGAAUUUUUGAACUUUGUUUUGAUCCGUUCAAAUAUUUUAAAGUUAAUGAACUUGUAAAAUAUGUUAAUGCUUUAGAGAAAUGCUGUUACGUGGAUUCAUGUUUAACUCUUGCAUCAUCUUCUUCUUCUUCGACGAAUACUGAGGAAAGAAGAGAUGAAGAAGAAAGUAAUGGCAAUACGAUUGGAGAAGAUGGAGAUGCAUCUUUGGUCAAAAUUCCAUGGAUUACUGAAAAGGAUAUGGGCCAAUUACUACCCAUUGUGAAGGAAAUUGAUGUUAUUAUGAAUGUUGAAUUUGAUGACGACGACGAGGAUGAUGAUGAAGAGGACGAUGAAGAACAUCAUGAUGUUAACGGUCAAGGAACCAUCAGAGAAAGAAAAAGUAAUAAGCAUGGUGGUACAAGUACUGAUGAUAUAAGUAUAACGUUACAAAAUGAUAAGGAUUUCAUUAUUGAAGAAUAUUAUGAAGAUGAUGAUGAUGAUGAUGAUGAUAUGAAUGUUGAGGAUACGAAUAAAAACCUUACCAAUACUCCUGAUGAUGAGGAGGAACAAGAUGAUGACUAUGUGGAUGAUAAUAUGGGAGACACAUCAGGAGACGAUGAUGAUGAUGAUGCUGAUGAAAACGAUGAAAACGAUGAAAUUGGUGAGGAUGACGAAGAGGAUGAAGAUAUACAGAUGCAAGAUGUCAAUGAAAACCUUGAAAGUAAAACGCCGAGAAAAAGGAAACCUACCGAAAUAGAUAAUUAUGAAUAUAAUGAAAACCUAUCAUCAUCUCCUACAACGCCGUCACAAGAGUUAUUAACACCUAAAAAGAUGAAACAAGACGUUACGCCGACAACGAUUUAUAAUGAUAACCAUUCCAGUAUGGAAUCAAUGAAUCGAGAUGAAUUAGUUAUUAAAUCACCACCAGGGUUAUUCCGAUUAGAUCAAUUACAGCACAGUAAUGGUGAGGAAGAGUUAAAUAAUUCUACUAUAAAGGUUGGUGUAGUGACUAUUGGACCGGAAACUAAUGAUAAGGAUUCAAAUACAGGUAUAUUGGUAUCACCGUCAGAUCUCAAUAUUAUUGGUAAUAAUACUAAUAAUAAUAUUCAAGAAUUUAAUACAGAUCCAACGGGUGAAAGGAAUGAUGCGAAUAGCAAAAUACGACCAACAACGAUAGAUGAUGACGAGGAAGAGGAAGAGGACGAGGACGAAUUCAAUAAUUUUAAAGACAAUGAUAGCAGUCCUUUAGGCAAUAAGACGCGUUAA